This is a messenger RNA of Fusarium odoratissimum NRRL 54006, 2166 nucleotides long. RefSeq lists its product as uncharacterized. The transcript has 2 exons. The record is from RefSeq and is a predicted model, not a curated record. Lineage: Eukaryota; Fungi; Ascomycota; Sordariomycetes; Hypocreales; Nectriaceae. The coding region runs from base 1 to 2166 and encodes 721 amino acids. Gene Ontology annotation, cellular component: cytosol. Gene Ontology annotation, molecular function: FMN binding; NADPH-hemoprotein reductase activity; flavin adenine dinucleotide binding.
AUGUUGGACCUCUCCCUCCUGAAUACUUCCGACUUUCUGCUUGUCAUUGGAGCUCUUCUGGUGACGCUUUACUUCACUCGAGAUCGUCUUCGAACCUCCAUCGGCCGAUAUGACCACCAAUCGUCCAAAUCAGACUAUCCGGAUGCUCCCGACACGGGAUCCGAUGACAGGAAUCUCGUUAAUGUCAUGAACAAGGGCAACUACCGCUGUGUUGUCUUGUACGGCUCGCAAACGGGAACCGCAGAGGAUCUGGCCAUGCGUCUGGCCAAAAAGAGCCAAAGCCGAUUUGGCCUGAACACAAUGGUGGCAGACAUGGCUGAUUACGACUAUGACGACCUUUCGAAGUUGUCGAGCGAUACACUCGUUAUGUUGGUCAUGGCUACGUAUGGGGAAGGCGAACCAACUGACAACGCCGCCGGCUUCUGGGGUUUCGUUACUUCUAACGACAAUGAUAGCGACUUAUCCAACCUCAACUUUGUCGCCUUUGGGUGUGGCAACAAGACCUACGAGUACUUCAACCACGUCAUCCGUCACGUUGAUAAGUGCCUCCGCAAACUGAACGCAAAUCGACUCUGCGCUGUUGGGGAGGGAGAUGACGCCGCCGCCACUACAGAAGAAGAUUUCCUCUCGUGGGAAGAGACGAUGUGGCCAGCUUUGGUCAAGAAAAUGGAUCUGAAGGAGCGGGAGGAGGAGUACAAGCCCCUAUUCGAAGUCGCCACGCAAGGAACCCUCAGCGCAGAGAGUCCACAGGUAUAUCUAGGCGAGCCAAACAAGAAACACCUAUCUGCUAGACUUGGAGAGGGCGUUAAAGGACCUUACAGUGCUCAAAACCCAUACCUGGCAACCUUGCGCGAGUCCCGAGAGCUCUGCUUGCUACAAGAUCGCCGGUGCCUUCACAUCGAACUGGAUAUCGAGGGCUCUGAGAUGACCUACCAAACUGGCGAUCACGUUUCUUUGUGGCCUAUGAAUGCUAGCGCCGAGGUAGAUCGCAUUGUCAACCUUCUUGGUCUGACGGAGAGACGCCACGAAGUCAUUUCCCUCAAGUCAGCCCAAGUCUCAACGACUAAGAUACCAAUCCCGACGCCUACCACCUACGAUUCCAUAUUCCGCUACUACCUUGAGAUUAAUGCCCCCGUAAGCCGUCAGUUUCUCGCGACUCUGGCGCCUUUCGCGAAUAACGAGGCAGCACGAGUCGAGCUGACGUCUCUUGGGGGGAAUAAGGAGUACUUCGCGCAAAGAACGAGCGGCCGCUACUAUAGUAUUCCUCGGCUGCUGGAACAGAUUUCGGGUGGGAGCAAUGCAGCUCAAUCGCAGUGGUCUCACGUUCCAUUUUCCAUCUGGAUUGAAGGGUUCAGCAAAUUGCAGCCACGGAACUACUCCAUAUCCUCAUCCUCACUCGUCAGCCUGAGACGAAUUUCCAUCACUGUUGCGAUCGACAACAAGACGCCGGUCUCGUCAGGGCCUAUCUCCAGCGUUACUAAAUCUGGCGAAGGUGGCAUACCCUUCCGUGGCGUUACCACGAACUAUUUGCUCGCUGUCGCUUCCUCAAGGAGCGGCUCUUGCGGGACAACCUACGAAGUCUCUGGACCGCGUGGCCGGUAUGCCGGCGGUCAGGUAGCUAUAAACGUCAGGCGUUCGACAUUCCGGUUACCUCGAGACCUAUCGAAGCCCGUCAUCAUGAUUGGACCUGGCACAGGUGUUGCACCAUUCCGUGCCUUCGUACAGGAACGUGCAGAGGUUGCAAGGCGCGGGAAUGUUGAUCUUGGACACACGAUACUCUUUUACGGCUGCAGGAAGGCUGAAGGUGACUUCCUGUACAAAGAGGAGUGGAAGGAACAUGAACAGGCCCUUGGCACGUCCUUUGAACUCGUUACCGCCUUCUCGCGCGAUAGCACAAAGAAGGUCUACGUACAGCAUCGACUCCUCGAACGCGCACAGCAGGUCAAUAACCUUCUUGAGAAGGGUGCUUAUAUUUACAUCUGUGGUGAUGCUGGAGGUAUGGCCCGAGACGUUUCAGCGACCUUGAUCAAGAUCGUGGUCGCGCAACGUGGCAUCUCAGAGGUUGAAGCGCAGAAGACCCUCAAUGCAAUGAGGACGCAGAGCCGUUACCAGGUACGUCAUGAUUUGCAAUCUGAACUGACGGCAUGGUCUAACAGCUGUUUGUAG